UCAUCGAGAACGUUGAAUGACGUUCUCCCUACUCCAACUGCAUGUUCUAGAACUUCUUUCCCUCCUUCCGAUCAAUAUAAAAGUCCACAACUCCACCAUUGCUCUACACAACAAAUCCUUCGUACAAAGUUAUACAAACAGCUAAAUCUCUUCCAUCACUACUUUUCUGAGUUUUCAUAAUGCACAAGAGUUCUUCAAACUCGUCUUUGGGACCGGGAGGCCUGGACCUAACCCAGGCCUUCUUCAAGCCCAUCCACAGCGCCGCUCCUCCCUCCCCGACCAAGCGCCACACCAAGAUCUCCGUCAUCGGAGCCGGUAAUGUGGGCAUGGCAAUAGCCCAAACCAUCCUAACCCAAGACCUCGCCGACGAGCUCGUCCUCGUCGACGCCAAGCCCGAAAAGCUCCGCGGCGAAAUGCUCGACCUUCAGCACGCCGCUGCCUUCCUCCCCCGCACCAAAAUCAUCGCCUCAGUCGAUUACUCAGUUACCUCCGGGUCCGAUCUCUGCAUUGUCACGGCAGGGGCCCGCCAAAUCCAAGACGAGUCUAGGCUGAACCUCCUCCAGAGGAAUGUGUCUCUUUUCCAGAAGAUCAUACCCCCGCUCGCGCAGUACUCCCCCGAAACCAUUCUGCUGAUCGUUUCCAAUCCCGUGGAUGUGCUGACUUACGUGGCGUGGAAGCUAUCCGGUUUCCCGUCGAACCGGGUUAUAGGGUCUGGCACUAAUCUGGAUUCUUCCCGGUUUCGGUUCCUCAUUGCAGAUCAUCUUGACGUCAAUGCUCAGGAUGUGCAGGCUUAUAUAGUUGGGGAGCAUGGUGAUAGCUCGGUGGCUCUAUGGUCGAGCAUAAGUGUCGGUGGCGUGCCCAUACUGAGCUUCCUAGAGAAACAACAAAUCGCGUACGAAAAGGAAACCUUGAAGAAUAUUCACAAAGCGGUCAUAGGUGGUGCUUACGAAGUGAUCAGCCUCAAGGGGUACACGUCGUGGGCGAUUGGGUACUCGGUGGCAAACCUGGCUCGGUCCAUAAUCAGAAACCAGAGGAAGAUCCACCCAAUAUCGGUACUUGCAAGUGGGUUCUAUGGCAUUGAAGGUGGGGAACUGUUCUUGAGCUUGCCGGCACAGCUUGGUAGGGUCGGUGUCCUGGGCGUCGCCAACGUUCAUCUCACGGAUGAGGAGGCGCAACAGCUGAGGGAGUCGGCUAAGACCAUCCUCGAGGUGCAAAACCAGUUGAAGAUAUGACACAUGAGUCGCAGUGGACCGCUAGCUACCUUUUGCAUCAGCAUGUGUAUGCGUACUAAUUUAGGAGUUUGACAUGUUCUGCCGUUGGGGAGCAAACUUAAUUAGGGCAUGGGUCCCUUGAUUUUAUAUAUUAUGGACUAGUCUAGUACUUAACACGCUUUGGUUUC
Messenger RNA from Juglans regia (Persian walnut), 1399 nucleotides. Its product is annotated as L-lactate dehydrogenase A-like. Lineage: Eukaryota; Viridiplantae; Streptophyta; Magnoliopsida; Fagales; Juglandaceae. The transcript has 2 exons. Bases 180 to 1232 code for a protein of 350 amino acids. Gene Ontology annotation, cellular component: cytoplasm. Gene Ontology annotation, biological process: carboxylic acid metabolic process. The record is from RefSeq and is a predicted model, not a curated record. Gene Ontology annotation, molecular function: L-lactate dehydrogenase (NAD+) activity.